Molecule: messenger RNA, 5199 nt
Organism: Cyanistes caeruleus (blue tit)
Lineage: Eukaryota; Metazoa; Chordata; Aves; Passeriformes; Paridae
Source: RefSeq, a predicted model, not a curated record
GGCAUGGCGUUCUGUUGCUAGGCGAUGGGCGCGGAGGCCCUCACGGAGGGUUUAAUUCCAUUGCAUUUAAUUUAUGGCUAUUUCCAUGGAAAAUCACCUCCUUCUGAUGAUACAGAGUUCCCGUCGCCUAUCCGUGGUCCUUCUGGAAAGACACUCUUUAUUUUUGGCCUUGGUGUUCCACACCUGUGCCUCUCUCCUCUGCUGGAGGCCAGGAAUAGGGAGAGAUUGGAAAAAAGUUGAGGGGAAAGAGAAUGUUUUAAGGAAUUGCAGGGGAAUUGUUUUGCCGGAGCUCCUCGCCGGCAGUGCCGUGGAUUUGCCAGUUUGGGAAGACGCCAGGCUGAGGGUGAUGGAUACCCUGGUGCAUCCACAUUCCAGGUGGGAUAUCCUGGGAAAUGCUUCAGCUUUCCCUUGGGAAUUGCAGCUCCUUGAAGGCAGCUUCUGCUGGAGUUGGAAGCAGCUGGAAUUCCGUGGCCAGAAUUAAUUCCUGCACUUGAAGGCCGGGGAUAAAUCAAAGAUCUCCUGACAUUCCAGUGAUCUCCACACAGAAUUAAUUCCUCAGGCAUCCUCUCCCCAGCCAGAUGUGCCAGGGAAGCCACAUCCAGCCAGGGUACCCCAAAUUCCCUUCUCCCAACCUGUUUUUUCCCAAAAAAUCUUCAGGGAGAGUGGGUGAAUUAUGUGAAUCCUGUUAAAUUUUCCAUUUAUCCCUAUUGAUUUACAAGGUAUUCCCAGUGUCUGGAUCCUUCUGGUAGCAGCUGGAUGGUAGGAGCUGGAUGAUCCAUUCUCCAUCAGCCAGGAACAGUGCUAGGGACUUCCUGCACCUGCUCCAGGCCAUGGAUAACAGCGAUUCCCUCUGCAUUGUUCAGGGAAUAAAAGUCAGGAAUUUUUGCAUGUCUUACGUGAAACAAGGAUUGGAGGAAAAUGGUAAAUGCUGGAGCUGCCAAUCCCUGCUGGAGGCUCCAUCCUCACCCAUGCCAGGGGUUUUCCCGCUCUGUCUUGGAAUUCAUUUAUCAUAAAUUAAUCUCUGACAAUAAACCUGGAGAUUUCCCACCUGGCAGAUGCCUCUGCAAGUGAACAUUAAUUGUGGCACAGCUUUAAACAGGGACAGAAGUGGCAGGAGUGAGGGACUGUGCCAGUCCCAGAUGGGAGCAGUGAAUCACCUCUGGAAUUUAUGGAGAUUUUAGUGAAUCACCUCUGGAAUUUAUGGAGAUUUUACAUGUCCAGGCAGGACUGGGAUCUUCCAAAGGAUAACAAACCCUCUUGGAGGGAAAAUGAACAGAGAGUAAAGUCAGAGCUGGGUUUUCUCUCAUGGGGCUGGAGGAGAGGAAUUCUGAGCUCCUCCCAAUUCCAGCCAGGAAUUGGGUGGUGGAAUAUCCCCACGGUGUCACCAGUGUGGUUGGGAACUGGUGCAUCCAUCACUCCUGGAUAAACUCCAGUGAUGUCCAGCUGCUCCUGAGGGAUGUGUUGUGUGCCAGCCCUGGCCCUGGAGUGCCCACCUGGAUCCCAUCCACAGGGCAAUCGGAGCCUAGUGAACCUGCACCAAGGCCAUCCCCCCCAAGCCAAAAAAACCCCGAAAAAGGCAUGGAUUGCUCAGAGCUGGCAGGAAUGCUGAACCUUCCCGCAAGGAGCUGCUUCCCAGCCCAGAGCUGGGCAGUCCUGUGCCCAUCCCAGUGAUGGGAAGCAGGAUGGAGCCAUUGAAAUCACCUUCAAAAAUCCGUGUCCCUGCAAAGCUCUGCUCCAUGGAAUGCUCACUCCUUAGGCCGGUGUGGAGGGAGCCACCGUUGUGCCCCGGGACACUGAAGUGUCACCUGUGCCCCAUCCCGACGGAGAACAGAGAGGGAAAAAUCACCGGCUGCAGAUCCCAGCAUCCCAGAUCCCAGGGAUCCCAGGGAUCGCACGGCUCGGCUGCCGUUCACACGGACAAUGGCGCUUCCCAACCUGUCCGACUACUUGGACGGCCUCAAUAACUACAGCGACUACCCGGACUACACCUACGAGGACGCCGGCAGCGUGUGGGCAGACCCGGCCCACGACCCCAAGGACAUCACCAGGAUCCUGUCCGUCAUCAUCUACAGCGUGUCCUGCGUGCUGGGCAUCCUGGGCAACGGCCUCGUCAUCGCCAUCAUCACCCUGAAGAUGAAGAAGUCGGUCAACGCCGUCUGGUUCCUCAACCUGGCCGUGGCCGACUUCCUCUUCAACAUCUUCCUGCCCAUCAACAUCGCCUACACGGCCAUGAGCUACCACUGGAUCUUCGGCACGGUCAUGUGCAAGCUGAACUCCUUCCUCCUCAUCCUCAACAUGUACACCAGCGUCCUGCUGCUCACCACCAUCAGCUUCGACCGCUACGUGUCCGUGGUGUUCCCGGUGUGGUCCCAGAACCACCGCUCCACCAACCUGGCCUACGGGGUUUGUGUGAUCAUCUGGACCGUGGGCAUCGUCAUGAGCUGCCCCUCGCUCGUCUUCCGGGACACGGCGCAGACCCGCAACUCCGUGAUUUGUUUCAGCAACUUCUCCCUGUCCAGGAAUAAAUCCUACGAAGGGCUGGCUCUGAUGAGGCACCGCACAGUGAACAUCACCAGGUUCCUGGCUGGGUACAUCCUCCCCAUCACCAUCAUCACCUUCUGCUACGUCGCCAUCGUCUUCAACCUGCGCCGGAACCGCCUGGCCAAGUCCAAGAAGCCCUUCAAGAUCAUCGUCACCAUCAUUGUCACCUUCUUCCUGUGUUGGAGUCCCUACCACCUGCUGAACCUGCUGGAGACGGUGCCCGAUGCAGUCCCCUGGUCCGUGUUUGAGAUCUUCAUCCCGCUCACCACGGCUCUGGCGGCCUCCAACAGCUGCAUGAACCCCGUCCUCUACGUCUUCAUGGGCCAGGACUUCAAGAAGUUCAAGGUGACCCUCCUUUCCAGGCUGGUGAACGCCCUCAGCGAGGAGACAGGACACUCCAGCAUCGUGCACAGGAGCUUCUCCAAGAUCUCCUCCAUGACUGAGAAAGAGACAACAGUUGUCUAAGCCCAGCCUGCAGGAGGGCCAGAGUCCCCUGGUGUUGGCACUGUGAGGGUGACCACCCCUGUGGUGGCCCUGGUGUGGGUCAAGCAUUGUCCAGCACUGUCCUACAGCCCGUUUCUGACUGGUGUUGCUGCCUGAGGGCUGGCAGGGGAUGGAGACACCCAAGGUGUGGAGAAAACACAACCACCCUUGAUCUUGCAUGGGAUUGCAAAAAUCCUUGUGCCAAACUAAGGAAACAUUUUGGGGCAUUCCCAUCCAACCCUCCCCUGACCUGGGAAGGGCUUUCCUGGUGUUUUCCAGAGGCACCGUGGUGGGUCACGGGAUAUCAGGAAGGAAUCUUCUGUGCCAUGGGUGAUCCCUGCCACGGCCAGAUUGGUGACACUCCUCUGUCCCAUGGCUGUGUGUGGCUCCUCAUGGUUAAUUCCUGAGGGAUUUUGGUACCAGAACAAAGCAUUUGUGACUGUUUUUGGAAGUGUCCUUAUGAGGGGUUAGAAUAUCCCACCUCAAAAAACUGGGAAGUCUCAAAUAUCUUCUAAGAUCCAGACCCAGGGCCACCUUCCAGUGUGGGGAUUGGGCUCACUCACAGGGGCACCAGCAUGGAAAGCUGGGAGAAAAAAGAGGGAAGGGUCGAUUUGGGAUGUCUUUUUACGCCUCCUUUUGAUGGGCACGUUCCACACGGUACAUCCUGUAGAGCAGUUGGAUGUUUGGGACCAGGAACAGGUCCACGAGCUGGGAAUGAGCUCCUGAGGAGGACCUGCUGUCCCCUCCUGUAUCCAGAGGAGAGUGGCCAGCUGUUCCCUGGUGAGACCAGUCAGUUCUAAGGGAUGAUUUUUUUCUCUCCCAUCCUGGGAGACUCUGGGAAUCUUGUGGGAGACUCCACUGCCCCACUGCAGUGAGGGACGGGCCGAGCCACCACCUCGAUCCAAUUUCACACCCAGUUAAUUUGGGAGCUCCUUCUCCAUUAGGGCUCCUCCACCACGAUCGUGGUGUCACCCUCACUUAUGUGUCACCCCCAGGACAGCGAGGAAUCCCUGGAGCUGGAAUUAGGCAGCCCCCAGUGGCCCUGGGGACACUUCAGGAGGUCCCUCGGGGAGCUUUGUGCAGAGUUUUGACACGUUGGCAGUUGGGAGUCUGCCCCCAGGUGCCUCCAAAAGCUGAAAUAUUUAUUUAUAGCUUUCCUUGGAAAUCAGAAAAUGGAAAAUAAAAUGGAGAGGCAGCUCCCAGGAAAGGCCAGGGAUCUGUUUCCAGGCAGCACAUUGUGCCAGCCGCAGGUAGGAGUAAAGCUCCGGUAAUCGAGCCGCGGGAACGUCGCGGAUCAGAGCGGAUGCUGCAGCGGGAGCUGGAUUUCAGGAUUUCAGGAUUUCAGGAUUUCAGGAUUUCAGGAUUUCGGGUGGAUUAUCCAGCGUCCUCUCUGCCCCGGCGCUGCCUCGCUGCUCCACCUCGAUCUGCAUCGCCUCCUUUGUGUGAUGGGACACUCAGCACCGGGAUUGUCUCGGUAUCUCCUGGGGUUGGGAUGCACCCGCUUCCCCAGGGAGCACUGUCACGUCCCAUGGCCGGGCCCAGGGCUGCUCCCAGCCCCGAUCCACAGAGAUCCAGCCUGGAUCCGUACCCAUGGAAGAUGCAGUGCCUGAGGAGGCAGCAGGGCCUCUCUGGUGGUGGGAGGCAGCUCCUCUUGCUCAUUUUCCCCAGUAUUUAAUUAAUACUGCUGGAAGGUUGCCAGGAUCCUAUUAGGAGUGGGAUAGGACAGAUGGGGUGGACGGGACAGAUGGACAGACAGGGCGGUGACAGGGACACACAGAACUUGCAGAGGAUCUGUUUAGAGAACAUUGGGAAUGGGAUGUACCCAGAGCCAGCAGCCUCUGGGGCUUUUUGGGCUCAGGGUUUGGAGAAGGCCUGGAUGUGGGAACAGCGGGAUGAAGCCUCAAGGACUGGAUGCCAUCCCACUGCCCCUCGGGUUGGCACUGGGAUGUUUGUGAUGGAUCCAGGAUGCUCCUCACUAAUCCUGGUGUCUUUUUUCCAAGCCCAUCUGUUAUUACUCCAAACAGCUUUCCAGAAAAAGGAAAAGCAGUGCCUUGGUACUUACCCUGGGGUUAAAUCAUCCCUGUAAUGGCAGCUUGGGAAUCCCAAGUUUCCCAAAUAUUUGAAUCCGUCUUUGUAGCUGUUUGCUUAUUUAAUUAAAGCUCUGCUUUCCAAAUA